AUGAAUAAAAAGGACCUUGUGGUGGGUACAGUGAGUGUUUUUUUUGGCGGAUCUGUCGGUCGAGUGUCGGCGUGGGCUUUGAGGGAAAAUUGCCAAUCUGGUCUCUCUUUAAUUAUCUCGAUUGGAUCCAAAUCAAGAGAAGGAAGCAAAGCAUCUUCCGCUUCUUCUUCCACAUCUUCCGCUUCACAUCCUUCCCUUUGCUCUGGGAAAAUGGAGCUCGAUGCUGAUCAUGGCGGCGGGACCAAGGGGCUAAAACAGCAGGUGUGCCAGAUCUGCAGCGAUGGAAUUGGGAAAACUGUGGAUGGGGAUUCCUUCGUUGCUUGCCAAGUUUGUGCCUUCCCGGUCUGCCGGCCUUGCUACGAGUACGAGCGGAAAGACGGCACUCAGUCCUGCCCACAGUGCAAGACUAAGUACACUAGGCACAGAGGAAGCCCGCCGAUUCACGGGGAACAGGUGGAUGACGGGGAGCUGAAGGAUUUGGGGAGCAAGUCAGCUUCUCACCCCACAGCAGGGAUUCAAGAUGAGAAGCACAAGAUCGAUCGGAUGCUGGGGUGGGAGUCUGGUUCUGGCCGUAAAGACUAUUUCCCUUAUGCAGCCAGUAGACCUUCGGUAUGGUCUUGGGAAGUUGGAUCAUUGCAGAUGUCUGGGGAACUAUCUGCUGCAUCUCCUGGGCGUUACUCCAUGGCUUCUCCUGAGAGUGGCAGCAGAGCCACCAUCAGACUGGGGGAUGGACAGAGGGAAUAUGCCGCCGGUGGGUUCGGCAAUGUAGCCUGGAAAGAGAGAAUUGAUGGUUGGAAGAUGAAGCCAGAGAAAAGUGCAGCUCCACCAAGUGUUAGUAAUGCACCUUCAGAAGGCAGAGGCGGUGUAGAUUUUGAUGCCAGCACUGAUGUGCUUAUGGAUGAUUCCUUACUGAAUGAUGAAACUCGUCAACCGCUUUCCAGGAAGGUUCCAAUUCCUUCGUCCAAAGUUAACCCCUACAGGAUGGUCAUUGUGCUGCGGCUUGUCAUCCUUUGCAUCUUCUUUCACUACCGGAUAACAAAUCCAGUCUGGGAUGCCAUUCCCUUGUGGUUGAUUUCUGUAAUUUGUGAGAUCUGGUUCGCAGUAUCAUGGAUAUUGGAUCAGUUCCCCAAAUGGUUCCCUGUGAACAGAGAGACUUAUCUUGACAGGCUAUCGCUUAGAUAUGAAAAAGAAGGAGAACCAUCUCAAUUAGCUUGUGUUGACAUCUUUGUCAGUACAGUGGAUCCUUUGAAGGAACCUCCACUUGUCACAGCUAAUACGGUGCUGUCAAUUCUUGCAGUAGACUAUCCCGUGGACAAAGUUUCUUGCUAUGUUUCAGAUGAUGGAGCUUCUAUGUUGACUUUUGAAGCCUUAGCUGAAACAGCUGAAUUCGCUAGAAAGUGGGUUCCUUUCUCCAAGAAAUACAGCAUUGAGCCACGAGCUCCAGAGUGGUAUUUUGCUCAGAAAAUUGACUAUUUGAAAGACAAGGUUCAGCCUUCAUUUGUCAAAGACCGAAGAUCCAUGAAGAGAGAAUAUGAAGAAUUUAAGAUUCGUGUCAAUGGGCUUGUGGCCAAGGCACAAAAGGUUCCGGAGGAAGGAUGGUUCAUGCAAGACGGUACCCCAUGGCCUGGUAACAAUACCAGAGAUCAUCCAGGAAUGAUUCAGGUUUUCUUAGGCCACAGCGGAGGGCUCGACAGUGACGGCAAUGAACUUCCACGGCUAGUAUAUGUAUCUCGUGAAAAACGUCCUGGCUUUAUGCAUCACAAAAAGGCUGGUGCCAUGAAUGCUCUUGUGCGUGUUUCUGCAGUUCUGACUAAUGGGCCGUUCUUGUUGAAUCUUGAUUGUGACCAUUACAUAAACAACAGCAAGGCAUUGAGAGAAGCUAUGUGUUUUCUAAUGGAUCCUAAUCUUGGGAAAUCAGUAUGUUAUGUCCAGUUUCCACAGAGGUUUGAUGGUAUUGACAAGAACGAUCGAUAUGCCAACAGAAACACUGUGUUCUUUGAUAUGAAUUUGAGAGGAUUGGAUGGCAUCCAAGGACCUGUCUAUGUGGGCACAGGGUGUGUGUUCAACAGGACAGCAUUGUAUGGCUAUGAGCCUCCCUUCAAGCCUAAGCAUAGUAAACCAGGGUUCUUAUCUUCAUGCUUCGGUGGUUCCAGAAAGAAGAAAUCAAGCCGAAAAGAAAAGAAAAACUCGAGCAAGCAUGUUGACCCUACUGUCCCAGUCUUCAAUCUAGAAGAUAUAGAAGAAGGGGUUGAAGGUGCUGGAUUUGACGAUGAGAAGUCACUGCUUAUGUCACAAAUGACACUAGAGAAGAGGUUUGGCCAAUCGGCAGUUUUUGUUGCUUCAACACUAAUGGAAAAUGGCGGUGUUCCUGAAUCUGCCGAACCAGAGGCUCUCCUGAAAGAAGCUAUCCAUGUGAUUAGUUGCGGGUAUGAAGACAAGACAGACUGGGGACAAGAGAUCGGAUGGAUUUAUGGUUCAGUCACAGAAGAUAUCCUGACAGGAUUCAAGAUGCAUGCUCGUGGUUGGAAAUCAAUCUAUUGCAUGCCUGAGCGCCCUGCAUUCAAAGGUUCUGCCCCCAUCAAUCUAUCUGAUCGUCUGAAUCAAGUGCUUCGAUGGGCUUUGGGUUCAGUCGAAAUUCUCUUCAGUCGCCAUUGCCCUAUGUGGUAUGGCUAUGGUGGAAGGCUUAAAUUUCUCGAGAGAUUUGCCUAUGUCAAUACCACCAUUUAUCCUAUCACAUCCAUUCCUCUUCUAGCCUACUGUACACUGCCAGCUGUCUGUCUCCUUACCGGAAAGUUCAUUAUUCCUCAGAUCAGUAACAUUGCCAGUAUCUGGUUCAUAUCCCUCUUUCUUUCAAUCUUCGCAACGGGUAUUCUGGAAAUGAGAUGGAGCGGAGUUGGGAUCGAUGAGUGGUGGAGGAACGAACAGUUCUGGGUUAUUGGAGGAGUGUCAGCUCAUCUGUUUGCUGUGUUCCAAGGCCUGCUCAAAGUCCUAGCUGGAAUAGAUACCAACUUCACCGUGACGUCCAAAGCAUCCGACGAGGAUGGAGAUUUUGCUGAGCUGUACUUGUUCAAGUGGACGACUCUACUGAUCCCACCCACCACUUUACUCGUGAUCAACCUCGUCGGAGUGGUUGCUGGAGUCUCCUACGCCAUUAACAGCGGUUACCAGUCAUGGGGACCUCUCUUUGGUAAGCUCUUCUUUGCCUUCUGGGUGAUCAUUCAUCUCUACCCGUUCCUGAAAGGUCUGAUGGGUCGUCAGAAUAGAACCCCCACCAUUGUUAUCGUGUGGUCCAUCCUUCUUGCUUCCAUCUUCUCGCUGCUGUGGGUCCGUAUCGACCCGUUUACUACCAAGGUCACCGGGCCUGAUGUUGAGAUGUGUGGAAUCAACUGCUAGUUAGAGGGAAAAGAAAAGGUACAGUUAUUCUAAGCUGUAGCUUGACAUUCGAAGAAGAAUCACGAGGAUGCCUGCCUGCCUUCCUUCCCUGGGCGUUUGUUGUUUAGCCAUGUGAAGAACUUGGGAGACGUCGAAUUGUGUUGAUCAAUGCAAUAAGGGUGGAUGUAUUUAUAUGAUAAGAUAUCCUGUGCUGGUCAGUUAUUGCUUUUCAAGUUCUGAUUCUUUAGUUCUUUGGACAUUCAGCGCCAUUGCUCCGUUGUAAUUUAUACAUGUGUUGGAAUUUGGAAAGGACGGUCCUUUUUAAUUGUUUGAUAGUUACUUCGGGCAGGGUAGAGCUGCUACUGUUUUUGUGUAAUCUUGUAUGUUGAAUACUGGACAUGAAAUGAAAAUGGUUUUGAUACCCAACUUUGGCCCUCCUUCCUUGUUCUGCCUUAUUAUCGAUUCUGAUGCUCAACUCACUCUUUAGUAGGGUUUAGCUAGAGGAUAUUCUUUGUCUCAUAUCUCAAAUAGUUUUCUGGUAUUUCGUGCUACAUUUUAAGUAUUAUGAAUAGAGCUGCCCAUUUGGUCGCGAUACAAGCCCUUCCGUCGGGUGGUUGUUCAUAUA
Linum tenue is the source of this 3997-nucleotide messenger RNA. NCBI's taxonomy places the organism in Eukaryota, Viridiplantae, Streptophyta, Magnoliopsida, Malpighiales, Linaceae. The record is from the annotation of a GenBank genome assembly.